UUGUUUAAUUUGCUUAGGAACUAGGAAAUUAUAAAAAAUGCAUAAUAAUGGUUUACAAUAGGUAGGUAGGUAAUAUUAUUUUUUUCAAUAAAAAUAUCUCCAUAGAGAUACAAAAAUUAUUUAAUGACUGAUCAAUUUACGUAAAUAACUAACUUAAGGAAUAAAUUAAAAAAAUAAAAAUAAUGGUAGAUAUAUUGAAACGUGAAAAAGAGUUUCAAAAGUUAAAUGAGGAACUAGAUAAAAAAACAAAAUCAAUAAUUGAAAAGUCUUCGAAUUUAUCAUCGAAUAAUAUUAAAACCCCCAAACCAAAGAUAAUAAAUAACGGAAGAGAAAAUCGUGAAAUUCCGGAAAAAGAUGACACAAGUAUUAAAUUUCAUAAGUCAAAUACCAUUCCGAAAAGAUUUCGAGAUAUAUUAACUAAUAGGAAAGCUAAGACUGUUUUGGAAGUGAGUGAAAAAUCAGUUCAAAUAUCUGAAAAUGAGUUUUCAAAUGGAAUUUUGCAAACGGGACCCAGUUCUGAAGGUAACGAUGAUGCGUCACUGGAAAAAAUCAAGUCAGAAAUUAUUUUUAUAGAAGAAAAAGAAUCUAACAUUGAUGAAAAUAUUGAACUCUCAGAAAAAAAUGGAAAAAAAGUUGUAAAAGCACACACAGUUCCAAAAAGAUUGAGAGAUUCUUUGACGAUCCGCAAAGUGAAAGAAAGUAAGGCACAUAAAUUAAGAGUAGAUAGUGUGACUUCCGAAAAAUGUGCACAAAACGAAAUUGAUUUAGAAAAGAAACUAAAUGAAAGACCAAUCGAAAUAAAUCAAACUUUUGAAUCUACACAUUCUUAUCCUAUUCAGUUAAACCAAAACGUAGAAACGGAAUCAACUUCAACAAAAACUUCAAAAAAAUGCAGUGCGAAUACUGAUAUUACAGCAAAAAAGACUUUGAGCAAUGAAGGUUUAGUAAAGUAUUUGAAAUCGAAGGUCUCAAUAUUAGAGGUAGAACUGUUAAAUACAAAAAAUGAAAUUACUAAACAAACAAAGGAUUUGGAACGUAGCUAUGAAAUGCAACAAAAAUUGGAAACACAACGCGAUAAUGCUUUUUCAAAAAAUAACUUUUUAACAGAUCAGGUGGAAAAGUUCAAUGAAAAAUUAAUUAAAUAUGAAAAGAAAUUGAAAACUUCUGAUUCUGAAAUUGAUCAAUACAAACGUAACAUAGAAAUUUCAAAACGUGAAAUUAAAGUGUUGAAUCAAACUAAUAAAAAUCUGGAAAAACGCUUAUACAGAGCUAAUGAAGAGAUUGAAAAAUUUAAAACUCAAAUAGACUCAAUUAAAAACAAUGAACGCAAUAAUUUGGAAACGUAUCGGUUAGAGCAAGAAAAGUUAGAGAAGCAAGUUAAAGAUUUAAAACGACAGCGGAAUGAAUUCUUGAACGCUUAUAAAAAACAGCUGUUUUUGAUUGAUAAUCUAAAAAGGCAAAACACUUGCAUAGAACAAUGUCAAAUUAUUUGCCUUGGGGAGAAACAAUUUUCAAAAAUAUUAGAUUUACACAGAGAAUAAAUGGAUUUCAUGCACAUAAAAUUUGUUG
Messenger RNA from Condylostylus longicornis, 1569 nucleotides. RefSeq lists its product as uncharacterized. The coding region runs from base 183 to 1541 and encodes 452 amino acids. The record is from RefSeq and is a predicted model, not a curated record. NCBI's taxonomy places the organism in Eukaryota, Metazoa, Arthropoda, Insecta, Diptera, Dolichopodidae. The transcript has a single exon.